Messenger RNA from Adineta ricciae, 375 nucleotides. Lineage: Eukaryota; Metazoa; Rotifera; Eurotatoria; Adinetida; Adinetidae. The record is from the annotation of a GenBank genome assembly.
AUGUUGUAUUGUGCAUCGACGCACGUCCUAAGCAUAAAUUCAGUUUACAUCCUUGGUGAUGGAAAAGAUCAACAUGAGCAAUCGAUGAAAAUAUGGUCGAAGGUAAAAGAUGUCUCCAGUGAUAUCACACAGAUCUGUCAACCGACCGACCGUCGAUAUCAGAUCAAUGGCAGUCCAAUGAGCUUCGUGGCAUCUGACAAAAGACUAGAUCAUUUGGAUCCGUCAUUGAUGUACAGACAAAUCAUCAAAGAAAUCCUUUUGAUGAUGAUUGAAUUCGUAGACUAUUACUGUGACAUAUUUGUUGACAAUGACACCGAUAAAAAGAAAGUGAAACGAUUAGAAGAUGAACAUCACAAUCAUACACCCAUCUGGUGA